AUGGAACACCCAGCAUAUACACUAGCUGCUUUGACCGCUUUUGGCGGUGCUAUGGGGUUUGCCCGUAAGGGUUCCAAGCCUUCAUUGUUAGCAGGACUGGCGUUUGGGGGAAUCUACGGAUACGCCGGAUACCUACUAAGCAAGAACGCAGACGGCGGGUUGGAAAUUGCGCUUGGUGCCAGCACACUGAUGUUGGUGACAGGUGUUGCCAGAGGCAUUCCAUCUCGGUUCAGAAAGCCCGUUCCAUUGGUUCUGACCGUUUUGGGUGGUUUGGGCACUGCGUACUACACCAAGAAGUACAAAGAGUUCUACUGA
Lachancea lanzarotensis is the source of this 315-nucleotide messenger RNA. It is a transcript of the gene TMH11, whose product is annotated as LALA0S12e02124g1_1. Lineage: Eukaryota; Fungi; Ascomycota; Saccharomycetes; Saccharomycetales; Saccharomycetaceae. Gene Ontology annotation, cellular component: membrane. The record is from RefSeq and is a predicted model, not a curated record. The transcript has a single exon. The coding region runs from base 1 to 315 and encodes 104 amino acids.